AUGUUGGCUGUCGAUUCCAAGAACCAAAUCACUCGUACUUACGAGAAUGCCCUCAGUCUCCUGGAAACGCGCAGACGUCGCGCCCGACCCAGGACCAAUCCUGUACAGACAGAGCAAAUUCCAGCAAAUGUCACUCCAACCGUGCGAGGUAUUCCAUGUCUGUAUGGAAUGAGCGAGUGGCUACAGACUCUCGGGCAUUCGGACACAGAUAUAUCUCGUCUAAACAUCAUCCACAUCACCGGAACAAAAGGUAAAGGCAGCACAUGCGAGUUCACCCGUUCUAUUCUCCAUGCACAUGGGUUGAGAACCGGCUUCCCCAGUAAGAUCGGUCUCUACACAUCGCCUCACAUACAAUGCAUCCGAGAAAGAAUCCAAAUCAACAGCAGCCCCGUAACGGAGAACCUAUUCACAAAAUACUUCUUCGAAGUAUGGGACACGCUUAUGGAGACCAACAUGGGAAAAGCAGACAAAACACAGCGACCACCUCGCUACCUGCAAUUUCUCGCCCUGCUCGCUUUUCACACCUUCAUCCGAGAGAACGUCGACGCUGCAAUAAUCGAAGUCCACCAGGGUGGUGAAUUCGACGCUACGAACUUCAUCCAGAACCCCGUGGUCACCGGUAUCACUUCCCUAGGACUGGACCAUCUUGACCAGCUCGGCCCUACCGUCGAAUCCAUUGCAUGGCAUAAAUCGGGAAUAUUCAAACCCGGUGCACCUGCAUUAUCUGUUCCACAGGAAGAUAGUCCUUCGGAGGUAUUGCACGCUCGUGCCGCGGAGAAAAAUACUUCAUUGACUAUCGUCCCGCUAAAUCCUGAUCUCCCCACUGACAGUAGUGCAUUGGGGAUCCCCGUCCAGCGACUAAACUGUUCCCUCGCCCUCGAACUAGCCAGGACAUUCCUGAAAGCCAAAGCACCCGACCAAGCAAUCAAGCCCGCGGACAUAUCCACUGCCCUGAGAAAUAUCUUCCUAAUCGGAAGAUUCGAGAUCAUCAAUGACCCAGACGGACAAUCACAAUGGUUCGUAGACGGCGCACACAACACGCUUAGUCUUGAGAAAACGGCGGAGUGGUUCUCGGAUAUUACCAAGAGGUCUGCGGAGCAAACACACCGAAUCCUAAUAUUCAGCCACUUCUCCAAAGACCGAGACGGCCUAGCGCUUCUAGAAUGCUUAGCAGAAUCUCUCACCGAGCAAGACGCACUGCCAGAUCAUGUUAUCUUCACUACUUACGUUGAACGAGCAGACAAGUCUCAAUUUGAAAAGAUGGAUAAAGUGAAAGAUAUACUCCCCACCACCCUCCCAGAUCUUAGCGUGCUAUCUUUAUUCGCUGAGAAAUGGAAAGCUACCGUUCCUCAAGGCACAACUUCAGUCUCGACUAAGGAGACCAUUGAAGAAGCGAUUGACACAGCAAGGGGCAUUAGUGCACAGCAGGAUGGUAAAGCGCAGGUCUUGAUUACGGGGUGUUUCUUGUUGGUUGGCGGGGCGCUGAAUAUAUUGCGUCGUUCGUGA
Messenger RNA from Aspergillus luchuensis, 1506 nucleotides. RefSeq lists its product as uncharacterized. The transcript is spliced from 5 exons. Gene Ontology annotation, cellular component: cytoplasm; mitochondrion; cytosol. NCBI's taxonomy places the organism in Eukaryota, Fungi, Ascomycota, Eurotiomycetes, Eurotiales, Aspergillaceae. The record is from RefSeq and is a predicted model, not a curated record. Gene Ontology annotation, biological process: tetrahydrofolylpolyglutamate biosynthetic process. The coding region runs from base 1 to 1506 and encodes 501 amino acids. Gene Ontology annotation, molecular function: ATP binding; tetrahydrofolylpolyglutamate synthase activity.